Molecule: messenger RNA, 834 nt
Organism: Rhizoctonia solani
Lineage: Eukaryota; Fungi; Basidiomycota; Agaricomycetes; Cantharellales; Ceratobasidiaceae
Exons: 5
Coding region: 1-834 (277 amino acids)
Cellular component (GO): nucleus
Source: RefSeq, a predicted model, not a curated record
AUGUCAAUCAACAAGCGAAAGAACGAAAGCAAUAGCGAAAGUGAAGAAGAAAGCAGAGAGUUGGUGGAUGUAGAUUUCGAAUUUUUCGGGCCAACCGAAAUUGACUAUCUGGCUCUGAAGCGCUUGCUGAACCAGUUGUUCAGCACGGACUCUGCUACAUUCCAGGUCGAACACCUCACAGAACUCAUACUAGCUCAACCUGGUAUUGGGUCAACAGUCAAAACGGACGGUAUUGACUCGGAUCCUUAUGCUAUCCUGACUGUGCUCAACAUGAAUGUACACAAGGACCAUCCGUCGAUAAAGUCCAUAAUCAAAUAUCUUUUAGAGAAGAUACCCCAGGACUCUCCAGUUGGGUCGAUGUUAGCCAACCUCUUGUCGCCUCAGGCAUUAGAUGCGCCGCAUGGACAUACGGGGCUUAUUAUAAGCGAAAGGUUAAUUAAUAUGCCACCUCAAAUCAUGCCGCCAAUGUAUCGAAUGCUUCAGGACGAAUUAGUAAAUGCUGUAAACCAGAAUGAGCCAUACCGCUUCAGCAAUUACGUGAUAAUAUCUCGUUGUUUUCGAUUCGACGACACUGAAGAGAGCUCUACUGGUACCAGUCAGCCGGCCAAAAAACAAAGGCGUAAAGGAGGUGUACUACGCCCUUAUCAUGCAGAGGACGAAUGUAUCGAAAAGGUCUCAUUGGCGAAAGCAGAUUACGAAUACACCAAUAAAGUUGAACGUGAAGAAGAUUCAUUCGGGGUUGAUCUUGCAGGCCGUGUGAUUAUAUUUCCCGAUUCAAAUCUCGCUCGCUUAGUAUCACUUAUGGAUGAAAGCUUCCCUGCAAGGAGAGCAUAA